AUGGACGAAUCCGCCAGCCAAGUAAUCUGUCGCAGCAGUAACAUCAGGAGGAUUUACGUUGAAGGAUACGACACUUCGCUUCCUGCCGAUGAUGUCAAUUUUGCUUUGAGAGAACACUUCGCUUCAUGUGGAGAGAUGAUACAUGUUUAUAUUCCCACAGUCGUUGGGAGCCGUUGUCUCACUCUCAACAGAUAUGGCUUCAUUUAUGUUCGUGGAGAAGGUGCGGAAGAGAAGGCGUUGGAACUUAGUGGAAGUGACAUGGGAGGAAGGAAUCUAGUCACUAAGGCUUACCCGUUUCAUGAAACAUACCUUGAUCUUGAGCUGACUCCUAUGAAAGCGGAAUAUAGCCUGCAACAAACGAUGAAAGUUAGUGGAUAUGACACUUCGCUUCCCGAGAAAGUUGUCGAGAGCAUGCUUCGUAGACACUUCUCUUCAUGUGGAAUGCUAUCUUUUUUGGUUCAAAAGGUCGCAAAGGGUUGUCUCUACAGCGAGGCUAUGGUUACCGUUUGGGGAGAAGACGCAGUAGAGAAGGCGCUGAAACUUAGUGGACGUGAUGUGGGUGGAUUGAAUAUCGUUGUUGUUAAGGGUCUGGAAUUGCGUGACCUAAACGGUAGUGAUGCAGACAUACGAAAGAGUAGCAGCAGUAGCAUUAGGAGGAUUUACGUUGAGGGAUACGACACUUCGCUUCGGACCUUUGAUGUCGCUCUCUCUUUGAGAGAACACUUCGCUUCAUGUGGAGAGAUUUUACAUAUUGAUAUUCACCCAGACUUGGGAAGCGGUCUUCUCAACAGAUUUGGCUUCAUUUAUGUUAAUGGAGAAGGUGCAGUAGAGAAGGUGUUGGGACUUGGUGGAAGUGAAAUGGGAGAACCGAAUGUAGUCACGAAGGCUUACCCGUUUCGUGAAACACACUAUGAUCUUGAUUUGGCUCCUAUAAAAGCGCCAGAGAGCCGGCGAGGAGACAUCAUUAGGAGGAUUUGCGUUGAAGGAUACGACACUUCGCUUCCUGCCGUUGAUGUCAAACGUAUUUUGAUAAGUCAUUUCGCUACCUGUGGAGAGUUGGUACAUGUUUAUAUUCCUACAGACGUUGGAAGCGGUCGUCUCAACAGAUUUGGCUUCGUGUAUGUUCGUGGAGAAGGUGCAGAAAAGAGGAUGUUGAGACUUAGCGGAAGUGUCAUGGGGGAAGAAUGGAGUGUAGACGCUAUGUCUUACCCGUUUCGUGAAACAGACCUUAGUAUUGCGUUGGCUCCUACGGAAGUCAAUAGCAGCAGUAGCAUUAGGAGGAUUUACGUUGAGGGAUACGACACUUCGCUCUCUGCCUAUCAUGUCCAUCUUGCUUUGAGAGAACACUUCGCUUCCUGUGGAGAGGUGGUACAUGUUUAUACUCCCACAGAGGUUGGAAGCCCAAGCCGUCUUGUCAAGACACUCAACAGAUAUGGCUUCAUUUAUGUUCGUGGAGAAGGUGCAGAAGAGAAGGCGUUGGAACUUAGUGGAAGUGACAUGGGAGGACGGAUUGUAGUCACUAAGGCUUACCCGUUUCAUGAAACGUACCUUGAUCUUGAGUUGGCUCCUAUGAUAGCGGCAGAGACCGAACGACAACACGUGUAA
Molecule: messenger RNA, 1605 nt
Organism: Microthlaspi erraticum
Lineage: Eukaryota; Viridiplantae; Streptophyta; Magnoliopsida; Brassicales; Brassicaceae
Source: the annotation of a GenBank genome assembly